AUGAAUCGUCUUCUGGAUUGCCUCGAAAAAUGCUGUCCGAAAACGCGAAGACCAACCACCAAAUGUGCAUCACCAGAAUUGACAUUCCGUACGGAUUGUGUGACAGAACCUGUUACCUGCGUGACACAACCUGUUACGUGUACGACACCACCUGUUACCUGUACAACACCGCCUGUUACCUCUCCGCUUCCAGUACAAGAGGAUCCAAUUGUUGGUGAUGCUUUUAUCUUUGACGACCCCACGACAACCGAAGAUCCAACUACUACUACCACUGAAGAAAUUACAACGACGACUACGGAAUCGACGACUACGGAAUCGACGACUACGACAACCGAAGAUCCGACCACAACAACAACGGAGGAACCUACUACAACUACUACGGAGCGGUGCAAAUGCUGCAAGAAUUGCAAAGUAUGUAUGGUUUGUGAUGACGAGGACUCGUGAUGCGUUGUUCAGCAACGUACAAUAGUAUUGAUAACGUAACAUCGACGGAAAUGUUAGACCACAUUCGAGUAACAGAAUUGAGUGAUUGAAGUCUUUCCUUAUAAGGCAGAAUUUUAGCAACUAAAACUAGGUGGUUUGCACAAGUGUGGCGGUUUUGAUCAAAUUAAAUAAUAUGCAAAAAUACUAAACAUUGACCAAAACACCAAAUUAAUUGGGGUGUAACUGUUUCAUUAUUCACUUUUUCAAA
Topomyia yanbarensis is the source of this 691-nucleotide messenger RNA. RefSeq names its product integumentary mucin C.1-like. The record is from RefSeq and is a predicted model, not a curated record. NCBI's taxonomy places the organism in Eukaryota, Metazoa, Arthropoda, Insecta, Diptera, Culicidae. The coding region runs from base 1 to 444 and encodes 147 amino acids. The transcript has a single exon.